AUGAAGAAACCUUCAUGUCAGAAAGGUUUCAUUCUAGAUGGAUUUCCUAGGACUGUGGUCCAAGCAGAGAAGCUUGAUGAAAUGCUUCAAAAGCAGGGAGCUAAAAUUGACAAGGUGCUUAAUUUUGCAAUCGAUGAUGCAAUUUUGGAGGAGAGGAUCACUGGCCGCUGGAUCCAUCCUUCCAGUGGACGAACAUACCAUACAAAAUUUGCGCCUCCCAAGGUUCCUGGUGUCGAUGAUGUAACUGGAGAACCUUUGAUUCAACGCAAAGAUGAUACUGCAGCUGUUCUUAAGUCAAGGCUAGAGGCAUUUCACAGGCAAACUGAGCCGGUUAUUGGUUAUUAUAAGAAUAAGGGUGCUGUUGCAGAGCUUCAUGCAGAGAAAUCGCCAAAGGAGGUUACAGCUGAGGUUCAGAAAGUGCUUUCCUCGUGAAAUUGGGGCCCUUUGGACUCGUAACAUAUUAUGUCCAUUGGGAAUUCAGCGGAUUUUGUUUUCAUUGUAUCAAACAUGUUGUCACAUACGCUGAUCAUUUUGCUUUUCUUUCAUUUUAUUUGCGAAUUGCCGGCUGCCUUUUGUCACUGAGGAAAUAACCGAGUACACAUACAAAAUAAAAGAUGCUACAGGGUUGGCAUAUGUUUUUC
Populus euphratica (Euphrates poplar) is the source of this 641-nucleotide messenger RNA. Its product is annotated as adenylate kinase 4-like. The transcript has 4 exons. Gene Ontology annotation, molecular function: ATP binding; AMP kinase activity. Gene Ontology annotation, biological process: nucleobase-containing compound metabolic process. The record is from RefSeq and is a predicted model, not a curated record. Bases 1 to 432 code for a protein of 143 amino acids. Lineage: Eukaryota; Viridiplantae; Streptophyta; Magnoliopsida; Malpighiales; Salicaceae.